Molecule: messenger RNA, 1350 nt
Organism: Phlebotomus papatasi
Lineage: Eukaryota; Metazoa; Arthropoda; Insecta; Diptera; Psychodidae
Gene: Uro
Product: uricase
Exons: 5
Coding region: 199-1158 (319 amino acids)
Biological process (GO): purine nucleobase catabolic process; urate catabolic process
Cellular component (GO): peroxisome
Molecular function (GO): urate oxidase activity
Source: RefSeq, a predicted model, not a curated record
GAGACAGAUACUCCUAAGACAACAUUAUGUUAUCACUAGGAGAAUUAUCAUUUCGGAGAUGCAUUAUAAGUAUCAUCGUCCUAAACAUCAGUCAGUCAGAAGUUGUUGAGCAGUCAAACAGUGAAAAAGACGAAGAAUAGUUAUUAAUUUAUUAUUUUUUUUAUAAGUAUUUAGAAAAGUGAACAAAGAUCUAGCAAAAUGAUGUCCAAAAAGCUAAGAAAUGAUUCUAACUUGAAUACAAAUGAAAUUGGUGAAUAUAUCAUUAGUGAUUAUGGCUAUGGAAAGGAUAAUGUGAAAUUGUUGCACGUGGUACGAAAUGGUCCUGUACACGCCAUAAAAGAACUUGAAGUAGGUUCUCAUCUCAAGUUGUACGAUAAAAAGGACUAUUUAUACGGAGAUAAUUCUGAUAUUGUGGCGACAGAUUCCCAAAAGAAUACCAUUUAUCUUUUGGCCAAAAAGUAUGGAGUUAAAUCCCCAGAAGAUUUUGCACUUCUGCUCUGUGCUCAUUUCCUCAGCAAAUACAGUCAUGUGAAGGAAGUGUCCGUUCAAGUUGUGGAAUAUCCCUGGAAACGCAUUGGCAGUGGGGAUGGACCAUUUAAGCAACUCCACAAUCAUGCCUUUAUCUUUGCCCCAACAGCCACGCGAUAUUGUACAGUAACUCACGCAAGAACAGAUCCUGCCCCAACAGUUAUAAGUGGUAUUAAAGACCUUCGUGUGCUAAAGACAACUCAAUCAUCCUUUGUGAAUUUCAUCGAUGAUGAAUAUCGAUCACUUCCAGAUAUGAAAGAUCGGAUAUUUAGUACAAUUGUUCGUUCAUCAUGGCAGUAUUCGUCAUGGAAAAAUUUAGACUUUGACAAAAUUCACAAUAGAGUCAUGGAGAUAAUCCUUAAGAAUUUUGCCGGUGAUGCUGACAAGGGAAUUAUGUCACCAAGUGUACAAAAUACACUUUACGUUACAGAGAAGGAAGUUCUCGAUGUGAUACCUGAGAUUUCGUCAAUUGAUAUGGAGAUGCCAAAUAAACACUACUUCACUGUGGAUUUGAGUAAAUUCCCUAAAGUCGUCCAAGGCGAGAAUGAGGAAGUUUUUCUGCCAGUAGAUAAACCCUCUGGGAUUAUCUAUGCACAAUUGGACAGGCGUGAUAUUAAGAGCAAGCUCUAGAUUAAAAACUUUCAUCCAAUUAAUUGUCUUAAAGCCUUUUUUUUUGUUAAAAUCCUCCCCUUUUCUUAGAUUUAGUUUGUAAAGAUUAAAGCGGAGUUUCUGCGAUGAACUGAUUGUGCAGAAAUGCAAAUAUUUGUGCAAAUGAUUUAUUUUUAGUAACACUGCUAAAAUGAAAAUUUCCAAACAAUUAAC